AUGCCCCUUGUCAAAAUCGAUGUCAUAAAAGGCACCAGAACACGAGAAGAGAUUCAGAAACUGGGUGCCACUAUCCAGCGAGUAAUGAUUGAACAUUUCGGAGCUCCGAGACGAGAUCGCUAUCAGAUUGUGACCCAGCACGAAGACUACGAGAUUAUGUGUGAAGACACGGACCUUGGCUUUCCUCGAAGUAACAAACUGGUUAUUAUUCAAAUCUUUCAGCAAGGUCGAGACCAACAACAGAAGAAAACGGUAUACAGAGCGCUGCAUGAAAGCCUUUCUUCUCAAUGUGGCGUAUCUGGCAAUGACUUGAUUGUGACUUGUGUUGAGAAUACUCGGGAGGAUUGGAGUUUUGGCAUGGGAGAAGCACAAUUUCUAACAAACCAGCUAUAG
Messenger RNA from Talaromyces rugulosus, 393 nucleotides. RefSeq lists its product as uncharacterized. NCBI's taxonomy places the organism in Eukaryota, Fungi, Ascomycota, Eurotiomycetes, Eurotiales, Trichocomaceae. The transcript has 2 exons. The record is from RefSeq and is a predicted model, not a curated record. The coding region runs from base 1 to 393 and encodes 130 amino acids.